Molecule: messenger RNA, 954 nt
Organism: Jaculus jaculus (lesser Egyptian jerboa)
Lineage: Eukaryota; Metazoa; Chordata; Mammalia; Rodentia; Dipodidae
Product: olfactory receptor 5B12-like
Exons: 1
Coding region: 1-954 (317 amino acids)
Biological process (GO): G protein-coupled receptor signaling pathway; sensory perception of smell
Cellular component (GO): membrane
Molecular function (GO): olfactory receptor activity; odorant binding; G protein-coupled receptor activity
Source: RefSeq, a predicted model, not a curated record
AUGACUUUAAUGAAGAAUACUUCAGAGGUGACUGAAUUUAUACUUGUGGGCUUAACAGACAACCCUGAGCUACAAGUCCCUUUAUUUAUAAUCUUUGCUCUCAUUUACAUCAUCACUCUGGUUGGGAACCUUGGGAUGAUCAUGUUGAUUCUGCUGGACUCUCAUCUCCACACUCCCAUGUACUUCUUCCUCAGUCACCUUUCCUUUGUGGACUGUGUUUAUGCCUCUGCUGUCACUCCUAAGGUGAUGGUGGGGUUUCUCACAGGUGAUAAGGUCAUUUCCUACAAUGCAUGUGCUGCCCAGAUGUUCUUCUUUGUUACCUUUGCCAUCAUUGAAUGUUUCCUCCUGGCCUCCAUGGCCGUUGACCGCCAUGCAGCAGUGUGUAAGCCCCUGCAUUACACCACCACCAUGACAAGCACCACGUGUGUGCUAAUGACCACUGGCUCCUACAUGUAUGCGUUCUUGCAAUCUCCCAUCCAUGUUGGCUUAACUUUCCAUCUCUCCUUCUGUCAUUCUAAUGUGAUUCAUCACUUUUUCUGUGACAUUCCCCCACUACUGGCCCUUUCCUGUUCUGAUAUUUACACAAAUGAGAUUGUGCUAUUAACAUUGGGCACGUUAAAUAUUGCCUCCACACUAUUGGUUAUCUUGUAUUCUUAUCUGCUUAUUUUCAUUGCUAUCCUGAAGAUACGUUCAGCUGAGGGCCGGAAGAAGGCCUUCUCUACCUGUGCUUCUCACUUCACUGCUGUUUUCAUUUUCUAUGGGACAAUCAUCUUCAUGUACCUCCAACCCAGCUCCAGUCACUCCAUGGACACUGACAAGGUGGCUUCUGUGUUCUACACCAUGGUCAUCCCCAUGCUGAACCCCAUGGUGUACAGCCUAAGGAACAAUGAUGUCAAGAGUGCAUUCAAGAAGGUUGUUGGAAAAGCAAAGUCUUCGGUUGUCUUGAGUGAUUAA